AUGGUCCGCCUGAUCACACACAACCUGCUCGCGUGUCACGCCAAAGGUUGCACCUCCAACAACUGCCCGCUACGCUUCAAGGCCGUCGUGUGGCCCGCGCUCGUCGACGCCGCACGCGAGCUCAGGGAUACAUCCCUUCCCGCGAAGCAGCCGGAGAUGGUGGACGACGGCUUUCUGAAGAAGACGCACCACGUCUUGCUCGAAGUGCGCACUGUCUCUCCCUUCGUUCUCCACGCUCGUACUGAUCCCUACGUCCACCGGGCCUCCUAUAUCCACGUCGAGGACGGCGUGUUGGUGUGCGCAAACUGCAGCCACCUCUACCCGAUCUCACACGGCAUCCUGAACAUGCUCCUCGCGGAAAACGAGAUCGGCUAG
Epithele typhae is the source of this 375-nucleotide messenger RNA. Its product is annotated as Trm112p-domain-containing protein. Gene Ontology annotation, biological process: rRNA (guanine-N7)-methylation; peptidyl-glutamine methylation; tRNA methylation. Gene Ontology annotation, molecular function: protein heterodimerization activity. Lineage: Eukaryota; Fungi; Basidiomycota; Agaricomycetes; Polyporales; Epitheliaceae. The transcript is spliced from 4 exons. The coding region runs from base 1 to 375 and encodes 124 amino acids. The record is from RefSeq and is a predicted model, not a curated record.